Molecule: messenger RNA, 2072 nt
Organism: Fomitiporia mediterranea MF3/22
Lineage: Eukaryota; Fungi; Basidiomycota; Agaricomycetes; Hymenochaetales; Hymenochaetaceae
Exons: 4
Coding region: 49-2055 (668 amino acids)
Biological process (GO): SRP-dependent cotranslational protein targeting to membrane
Cellular component (GO): signal recognition particle, endoplasmic reticulum targeting
Molecular function (GO): 7S RNA binding; signal recognition particle binding; endoplasmic reticulum signal sequence receptor activity
Source: RefSeq, a predicted model, not a curated record
AGAAAACACUGUGGAAACAGGACCCAUCGACUCAGGUCCUCAUUGAAAAUGACGCAUGGAAAGGGACGGGAUUUCAAGAAACUACCGCCGAUAACACUCGAAAACGUCAAGGCUGGGCAUCUUGAGCUUCUGCUAUUCGAGACAGAACGAGCAUGGGCGUACUCGCAGGAGUUGUACACCUCAUCCCUCCAACCCGCCAACAAAGAACACGCAGGCAAACUUCGACACAACGCAACAGGUCGUUUCCGACGUUCUCUCCAUUGGUGUACACAACUCCUCUCUCACUGUCAAAGUCUAUACAAAGCACAACGACUCUCAGCAGAGAACAUCCUCGAGAUUAACGCUUACACUCUAAUUCUCAGUGGGCGCUUUUUGCGUUUUAGAGACGAAUAUGAGGACGCACUGGACCAGCUUUGCGUUGCGAGGGGUAUUCUUGAUAAGUUAGCGGAGUGUGCGGAGAGUAGUAGAGACCAAGCUCUCGCGACGUUGUUUUCUGAUGAGAUUGCUCCGGAGAUACGUUAUUGCGCUCAUCAGCUCGGACAAGAGAACGCGUACGAUAUCGACCGUAUCGUCAAAGAAAUCGCACCGAAACAUCAACAAACACUCGUUGAAGGCUGCAGCCAGCUUGUCGAGCGACUCCGGACGGAAGGCCGUGGUGACGCUACCGUACAAGGCAGGAAACGCCUUGAGACGCUCAUGUGGGACGGAGAGCCUGUUCCGGUACGCAACCCGGAGUUGGUGGACGUUCUUCUCGAAGUACAGAAAGCAGAGGAACUGCUCAAGGCUGCGAUGAACGAUACGGGAAGGAGGCGACACCAAAAGUCCCGCAAGGGCGUCGCUGCCUUCGAUGCGAUCCUAGCAGCACUUAGCGAAGCAGAGGAAGUAGCGAGGAAGCUUGCCGAGGCGCAGAGGACAACUAGCGGCUCUGCAACCUCACCACCCGGAACUCGCGACAUCCACUUCCUACACGCAUUCAUCGUCUACCAGCUUCUCGCCCAUCGAGUCGAGCGAGACCUCACGCUCAUCGAAGCGUUGAUCUCCUCUUCUCAGUCUCAGGGACCUCGCAAGCCCGCCAAAACGACAACGACAACGAAUGCAAAAUCGAAAUCCGAUCACGCUCAUGAAACUCUUGAAACUCUUGAAACUCUUGAUGAUAAUAAGGAUAAGGAGAUCAAAUUCGACGCACGCAUAAACCCAGCAAUCGUCAAACUCCUCAACACAGUCGUCCAAACUCUCGAACACAUGCGUAGCCUAAAUAUCGUCGAAGACAACCCUGACUUGACGAAUGCCGUAGAGACGAGGUUGGAGUAUACGAAAGCUCGUAGAUGCCUUUACUUAGCACGCUCUUACGCAGCUGUAAAACAAUACACUCAAGCUCUCGUUCUCUGUCAACAAUCCCAACUAUACAUCCGAGCAACAUCCUCCUUCCUCUCUUCCUCCUUCCCUUCUCCGUCUUCAUCCUCGCCAUCUGCAUCCGCGAGGACAGGUUCGAGAGUAGACCCAUCCACAUUCUACCCCCUCACCCAACUCCUCCUCACACACCUCACCCAAACCCUCUCCACCUCCUCAGAUUCCUUCAAACGCGCCUGGUUCGCGUAUAACGGCGGAGAACCUACCAUCCCCAAAUCUUCCCCUUCCUCAACUAACGCCUCUGAAAACAAGACCGCAAAGGACCAAGGAGGAAAAGGAAAGGAGACGACGAAAGAAGUGAAAGAGGUGAAAGAAGGGAAAGAGAAGAAAGAACUAAAAAAACCUCUCUUCUUCGACAUCGCACUCAACUACGUCCAACUCGACAUGGACCGACUUCAUUCGCGCGCCGGCAUGGACUCACCCAAAGAGAACAAAGAGAACAACGAGAAAGAGAACAAAAAUAAAACACAGUCAAAGACGUCUACUGCCGAGAAACCGGCUCAGACGACGACGACAACACCAGUAACGACCAAAGCCAAAAUGGCUGAAUCGAUCGACAGACCCUCAACGCCCGAGCCCCAAUCCGAUGCCUCGCGUAGAGGUGGAUUGAGUAGUCUCCUCGGAGGCUGGUGGGGUAGGAAGUAGAAUAAAUAGGACGUAGG